Plasmodium adleri (nom. inval.) is the source of this 3039-nucleotide messenger RNA. RefSeq names its product conserved Plasmodium protein, unknown function. NCBI's taxonomy places the organism in Eukaryota, Apicomplexa, Aconoidasida, Haemosporida, Plasmodiidae. The transcript is spliced from 7 exons. The record is from RefSeq and is a predicted model, not a curated record. The coding region runs from base 1 to 3039 and encodes 1012 amino acids. Gene Ontology annotation, molecular function: protein binding.
AUGAAAGAAAUUAUUACUGAUUCUGAAGCUCCAACUUAUAAUAUUGAUAGUGAUGAUGAAGCUCCUUCUGAAUAUUUGAAUGAAAUAUAUGCCAUAAGUGAAGACACCUUUUGCUUUAAAAUUAUUAAACAGUUAGGAAAUGGAUAUUAUAGUCCUGGAAAUGGACAUAAAAUAAAAAUUAUAUAUUAUGAGUUGGGUUGUGAAGACAACAUAACAAGUGUAAAUGUGUACUUAGGAAAAAAUGAUAAGUUACCUUAUAUAUGCGAAAUUGCCGCAAAAUGUAUGAAAGAAAAUGAAGUGUGCAUUAUACAAGGUCCCAAAGAUUUUUCAAAGGUUUUUAAAAAUUCAGAAAUUAAGAACAAAUACGAUAAAACCCAUAAUUUUAAAGCAGAAUUUAAAAAAGGCUUAAGAUAUAAACAAAAAUGUGUAGACAAAUAUUCUAGAGACCCAUCAAUUAAUAAAUACCAAAAAAUUAAAAUUAACUCUAAUGAUAUUAAUUUGUUAAUCAAAAAAAAAAAAAUAAACAAAAAUAAAAAUGAAAAAUAUAUUGAACAGGUAAAUAUUAAAUCGAAUUUGAUAAAAAAUAUGAAUGACCUCAAAAAUAAUUGUGAUAUAAAUAUAGUAGAUUAUAAUAAUGCACAAACAAAUAAUUGUAAUAAUAAUAGUAGUAAUGAUAAAUUAUGCUGUCAAAAUGGAACGUCUUUCUUCUUAAAUAUUGAAGAUAUAAAUAAUUUAAAAUAUAAAUUUUUAGAACAAUCCGAAUUGUGUACCUAUGUUAUAUAUUUAAAAGAAUUUAGAAGAGUCGAUAUUUUAAAUGAUGAUAAAACCAUUAUAAAAGAAAUUAUUAAUGAAGGUAAGGGUAUAUGUACUCCAAAAAAAAAUGAUUACAUUGAUUUUUUUAUAAAUGAAAAUAAUAAACAAGAAUAUAUACACACCAUACUUGAUAUAAAUAAUUUAAAAUAUAGAGGAUUAUUUCAAAUAUUACAACAUAUGAAAAAAAAAGAAAUGUCUAAAAUUAUACUAAAAGGAAAUCAAUGUGAUCAUAUAAAUCAAACAAAUCAAACAAAUCAAACAAAUCAAACAAAUGAAGAAAAUAAUUAUUUAUAUAAUACAAUACAAACACAACAUAAAUUAAUAAAUAUAAAAAAAAAUACAUCACAUGAACAUGAUCAAAUUAUAAAUGAUCUACAAUAUUGUGAUGAGAACAAUCAAACAAUAAAUCAUAUUCAUGUGAAUCAUAAUCAUAAUAAUUAUAAAAAAUCCAAAAUUGUUAACAUUAAUUCAAUUAUAAAUAUAAAUACAAGUGAAAAAUUACUUUUAUAUAUAAAUGAAGAAAAAAAAAUAUAUAAAAUAAAUAAUAUAAAUAAGAAUAUACAAACACAUCAACCGUUUAAUAUUCCAACUAUAGAUAAUGAAUGUGAACUUAUAAUUAAAAUGACCUUAACACAUUUAGAUAAUACAAGAAAACAAAAUAUAUACUUACCAAUUUGUUAUACUAAAAAUAAUAAAAAUAUAAAACAAAAUAAAGCAUAUUUUAUUUAUUCAUAUGGUUCUUGUUUUACAUCUCCUCUAUGGUUUUUUCAUUCUCUACAAAAUUUGAAAGAAGGACAACAAAUUAUUAUACCAAUUGCAAAAAAUAAAAACAUGUUUAAACAAAGCCAAUUUCUUUAUCAUAUCAUAUAUGAAAAUGUAGGAAUAACAAACAAUCUAGAGAACAAUCAAAAGGAUAAUAAUAAUAAUAAUAAUAAUAAUAAUAACAAUAAUAAUAAUAAUAAUAAUACGAAUUAUCAAAUAAAUACACAAGAGAAACAAGGGGCAGACACAAAAAAAAAUUUGUACACUCUAAAUAGGGAUCAUGAAAAAAAUAUAAAAACAAACAAUCAUGCAUACAAACAAAAUAACAAACAUAAAAACAAUUUUAUAGAAUCACUUAUAUCCAACAGAAAUCAAGGUAAAGGUUUUUAUCUUAUUAAAAAAUUUAAAAAAAAUCAUGUCAACCAAUUUUGUAAUGACUUCUUUAAAUUGCAUCAACAUUAUAUGGAAAAAAAUAAACACGAAAAAAAAAUGAAAAGUAUCAAAAAUAUUAAAAAUAUUAAAAAAUUAUUAAAUGUCCAUAACAAAAUAAACUAUUAUCAUAACUUGUUCAUGCAUUUUAAAUUUAAAAAUUUUCAUAGAAAAAUUAUAAAAAGAAAAAGAAAAAAUAUAUCAAUAAGCACACAAAAUAUUAUCAAUAAUAAAUUAUUACAAAUAUGUAUGACUCAACAAAAAGAAGAAAAAAAAAAAAAAAAAAAAAAACAAGAUAAAAAUCAUAAAAAGACAAAUGAUCUCUAUAAAGAACAAUAUAAAAAAAAAUAUAAUUCUACUAAAAGUUUUGAAAAAAAAUUAAAAAAUGUAUAUUUUGAUCGCUUUUUUUAUAACAAAGAUACUAUAUUAAAAAUAAAAGUUAUUAAAAUUAUUUGUAAAAAAAAAGAUCCAUGGAAUAUGAAUAUAUCAGAACAAAUAGAAAAUAUUAAAAUUUAUAAUGAUAUGGGCAAUAAAUUUACUCAAGCCAAAUUAUAUUACGCUGCUUCAAUUCAAUAUAAAAAAGCUUUUGAUAUAUGUAGAUUUUCAAAAAUAUAUAAUUUAAUAUUUGAAGAAAAAAAAAAAUUACAACAUAUACUUAAUGAUUAUCAAAAUAAUAAUCAUACUGAACAAACACAAGAACUAAAUUAUCAAAGACAACUACUAUCAUAUAUUGAAAAAAUAAUAACUAAUUUAUCUAUUACAUUUUAUAAAAUCAAUAAUUACAAUGAAUGUAUAAUAUAUGCUGAAAAAGCCUUUAUUAUUAACCCACAAAAUGUAAAAGCUAUUUAUUGGAAAAAUAUGUCAUAUUUAGCUCAAAAUAAAUAUACACAAGUUAUUCAAAAUUUAAAUAAUCCUUUUUGUUUAAACAAUGAAACAUUAUUAAAAUUAUAUAAUUCAGCUAGGUUCAUAAAAAAAAAACAUGAUACAAAUUUUAAUUCUCUAUUUUAUGCUAUGUAUGAUAACAAAAAAAUAUAA